Molecule: messenger RNA, 1439 nt
Organism: Xiphophorus hellerii (green swordtail)
Lineage: Eukaryota; Metazoa; Chordata; Actinopteri; Cyprinodontiformes; Poeciliidae
Gene: ap3s1
Product: adaptor related protein complex 3 subunit sigma 1
Exons: 6
Coding region: 233-814 (193 amino acids)
Biological process (GO): intracellular protein transport; Golgi to vacuole transport
Cellular component (GO): AP-3 adaptor complex; membrane coat
Source: RefSeq, a predicted model, not a curated record
AUCGCGGCUUCCGUAGCAAGAAGAGGCGGAUGACUGCUUCUCUUGACGUGGAAUAUUUCCGUGCAGAGACGAUGGAGAAGUAGCAGCCCGGCGAACCUGGAAACCAUCAGAUCCAGACGGGAUUUUAAGCCCUGAAACCCAGUCAGGUCCGGCUCGUUCCGGAUCCGACAGAACCCAGUCCAGUAGAGGCUGAAGCCGCCGCGCUCUCCGCCUCCCCCCUUCAGCUACAAUCAUGAUUAAAGCCAUUUUAAUAUUCAACAACCACGGCAAACCGAGGCUUUCUAAAUUCUACGAACAUUAUAAUGAAGACACAGAGCAACAGAUCAUCAGGGAAACUUUCCACUUGGUCUCGAAAAGAGACGAAAACGUCUGCAAUUUCCUAGAAGGCGGAUUGUUGAUUGGAGGAUUGGACUACAAGCUGAUCUACAGACACUACGCCACCUUGUACUUCGUGUUUUGUGUCGACUCAUCAGAGAGUGAAUUAGGAAUUUUAGAUUUAAUCCAGGUUUUCGUGGAAACGCUGGACAAAUGCUUCGAGAAUGUCUGUGAGCUUGACUUAAUUUUUCAUGUAGACAAGGUCCACCACAUUCUGGCGGAGAUGGUGAUGGGCGGGAUGGUCCUGGAGACCAACAUGAACGAAAUCAUCACGCAGGUGGACGCCCAGAACAAGAUGGAGAAAUCUGAGGCUGGCAUCGCAGGAGCACCGGCUCGCGCAGUGUCAGCGGUAAAGAACAUGAACCUCCCGGAAAUGCCCAAAAACAUCAACAUCGGCGACAUAAGCAUAAAAGUGCCAAAUUUACCUUCCUUCAAAUAGCGGCAGCAAGAUCCAUGAACCUUGAGGUGUCAGCCGAUGUUUACCGCGAUGCGAUAUGUUUACCAAAACUUCAGAUUACUAACUUUUAUCAGUCUGGAAGGUACUGUGUGAUUUCACACUCCAUGUUGUGAUGUUUUCUCCUUGGGUUUAUUGUUGAGCAACAUAUUAAAUGUUUUGGGGUUUUUUUUCUGUCUGAAGGACAAAAGAGAAGUAUAUAUCAGAUUUACAUUCCUUCUGCUUCAUCGCAGGUUGGCUUGUAGCAUUCAGCACCUUCAUUACAGAUCUGUGGCGUUUUGUUACUGAAAGGAAAUGAGAAACCAACACAAGUGUUUACUUUAAAGAGGGAGGAUAGGUGAUUUUUGGUGGGGGGGCAGAUACAUUCAGAUGAAGAAUAUGAAGUAAUUCCAAAUCAGCCGUAGUGUUUGGAUAUAAAUUACAGAACGAUAGUAAAUUAGGGAGACUAAGGAAUUUAGACAUACAUAAAUGCUGAUUUUGUUUGAUUUUUCUGAUUGGUAUGUGGACCAUUUUAAAAGAUUUGUCAUGUUUCAUGGAAUGAUUAUGUUAAUUUUCUGCUGUGUAUGACCUUACUUUGCUUCUUUUUCAACAAUAAACUGUCAAAACUCAA